Orbicella faveolata is the source of this 1426-nucleotide messenger RNA. RefSeq names its product multidrug resistance-associated protein 4-like. NCBI's taxonomy places the organism in Eukaryota, Metazoa, Cnidaria, Anthozoa, Scleractinia, Merulinidae. The record is from RefSeq and is a predicted model, not a curated record.
CAGGAAGAUCAACAUCAGGACAUGAAGAGUCUGUAAUACCCUUCGACACAGAAUACGCUAAACUAGAAAAUGUCGAAGAAGAUCGUGUUAUUGGUUCUGUGUCCUGGAUGUUGUACCUGGAUUACAUCGUGCUGGAAUGCAUUCUGCUGCAGCUGUGGCUCUUCUGGUGUUUUUCCUCGUCGUUCAAGGAUUAGCGUAUUCACAGAGUGGUGGCUACUUCAUUUGACUAGUGGAUUACAUGACCAGAAGACUCAAACAGACAAUCUCUACAUAUACGCUGCCCUGGUGGGUGGGGCGUUUUUGCUCUCUGUCACUAGAGCAACAAUGUUUUAUAACGCUUUAUCAAACUCCUCUAAAAACCUGCACAAUUCCAUGAUGUCGGCGUUGUUGAAAGCCCCGGUUUUGUUCUUCGACGCAAAUCCAGUUGGACGAAUAAUAAACAGGUUUUCACGAGAUAUUGGCAUCGUGGACGAGUUGCUGCCAGAUGUAUUCCUGCAAGCUGUUGAGAUUGUUCUGCUUUGUAUUGGGGCGGUCGUUCUGCCAUCUAUCCUGAACCCCUGGAUUAUUCUGCCGGCCGCCCCACUCAUGGUUCUGUUUAUGUGGUUUGGAGGGUAUUACUUAAGGACGUCACGUGAUCUGAGGCGACUGGAAGGAUUAAAUCGAAGCCCAGUGCUCUCUCACUUCAGUGACAGGUUGGAGAGACUGGUAACUAUUCGCACGUAUAAGAAGGAAAAUGAGUUUCUGGAAGAAUUGUACAGGUUUGGGUUCUAAAGUCAUGUUAAUAAAAUAACUUCUCUCAUUAAUGUGAGUUUAUCUAUUGGGUUAUAUAUUGAUGAAAUGAAAAAAAAAAAAAAAGAAUGGAACGAAGUGUUAACAUAAAGUGGUCGCUUUCUAAGACGUGCAACUAAGGCACCUGUAUAUUUCCAAUACUGAUAAAACAAAAUUACAUUUGCAAUUAAACUUCCACUUUUUCUCUAAAUUCCCGUUAUGAACGUCUAUGAUUCUACGCGUAACUAUCGGUAGAACAGUAGGGAGCUCGGCUUUUAAUUUGUUCAAUUAUUUUGUGUAUUCUUUUUAAUCUAUCUUAAGGUUUCAAUACGGUCACAAUCAGUGCUGGGUCUCGAUUCUGUCCACAGUCAGAUGGCUAGCAGGCCGUGUAGACAUGAUCUGCGUCGCCUUUAUGACGUUAGUUCUUUUUCUCGCUAUCUGCACACAAUCAGGAUCAGGUAAAUCUGGCGAUUUUCAUGGUGAAAUAUUGUACUAAUGGAAAUCUUUUUCUCUCAAGCUAAUCUUUUUUGUUUUUCUAAAGCACAUGUUGUCGAAGGUCGUUGAAGCUACGUUGUUUACUGUUAUCCUUGCUCGUGUACAAUAAACCUCAGAGCCGGAUUGUUCAAAGCCCGAUUAAGCUAAGCCCGGAUUACGCAGA